Messenger RNA from Brachypodium distachyon (stiff brome), 2022 nucleotides. Its product is annotated as protein indeterminate-domain 12. Gene Ontology annotation, cellular component: nucleus. The transcript has 3 exons. Gene Ontology annotation, molecular function: DNA-binding transcription factor activity. Bases 298 to 1587 code for a protein of 429 amino acids. The record is from RefSeq and is a predicted model, not a curated record. Lineage: Eukaryota; Viridiplantae; Streptophyta; Magnoliopsida; Poales; Poaceae.
UAUUCUGACCGGCUGAGGGCUGCGGCAACUGCAGCCUGCAGAAGGCAAGGCCACACACGACGUACAGUGUACUCCUCAAAUCGUCCUCUCUGACGCCUUUUCCCCUGCAAUCCGAUCGCAUCACCUGUAGCUCCUCGUCGUCGUAUUCACCCCACACUCCCACACUGCCUGCCUGCCAUCACGCACUCACUUAAGCUUGCACAGAAGAAGAAACUGUUUGCGUUGCGUUGAGAGUGAGACCCACACACGCAUCCACCAGCUAGCUAGCUAGCUAGCUUGAGAGAGUGACCAGCUAGCAUGAUGCUCUCUGAUCUCUCGUCUGACCAAGAAGCCACCGGAUCCAACUCCCAUGGCGGAGGAGGCGACGUCGUCCUCAGCAACCAGCAUGUCCUGCUGAACCCUCUCUUCGCGCCGGCUCAGCAUCAGCAGGCCCUGCUCCUGCGUCCGGCUCCCCAGCUUGAGCAGCAGCCCAUGGCCGGCGGCAAGAGGAAGAGAAGCCAGCCCGGCAACCCAGACCCUGGGGCGGAGGUGAUCGCGCUGUCGCCGCGUGCGCUGGUGGCGACGAACCGGUUCGUGUGCGAGAUCUGCAACAAGGGGUUCCAGCGGGACCAGAACCUGCAGCUGCACCGCCGGGGCCACAACCUGCCAUGGAAGCUCAGGCAGCGCAGCAGCAGCCUCCAGGCGCCGCACAGCAAGCAGCUGGGCCUGGGCCUGGGCGGCGGCGGCGACGGGCCGCGGAAGCGCGUGUACGUGUGCCCGGAGCCCAGCUGCGUGCACCACGACCCGGCCCGGGCGCUCGGGGACCUGACGGGCAUCAAGAAGCACUUCUCCCGCAAGCACGGCGAGAAGCGGUGGAAGUGCGAGCGCUGCGGGAAGCGCUAUGCCGUGCACUCGGACUGGAAGGCACACGUCAAGAACUGCGGCACACGGGAGUACCGAUGCGACUGCGGCAUCCUCUUCUCCAGGAAGGACAGCUUGCUGACCCACAGGGCCUUCUGUGACGCCCUUGCCGAAGAGAGUGCCAGGAUUCUCGCAGCCGCAAACAACAGCAGCACCAGCAACAACAGCAACAUCAUCAAUAACAACAACAACAGCGUUGGCAGCAGCAGCAACAAUCUUCUCAGUCCACCACCAGCACUGUUCCCCACUUUCUCCAGCCAUGCUCAAAACCCUAACCCCCUCAUGUUUCUUUCCGAAGAAACACAUUACCACCACCACCACCAGCAGGAGCAGCUGCUUCCUCCAUUCCAACCCCAGUACUCAUACCUCAGUCAUGUCGACCUCCCUAUAUCCUCCGCCAUCACCAGCGGCGUAUCGGCUUUCGACACCGACCGUGACACGCUCAGCUUCGGGCUCACUCCGGAAGGUUCCGUGACCAUGCACGCCGGAGGUCGCCGUGGCCUGACCAGGGACUUCCUCGGCGCAGGGGAGGUCGUGGAGGAUCAGCUUCAGAUGCCGCUAUGCAGCGCCGCCGCAUACCAAGGACGUCCUGUGGCCACCGCCGUGUGCUGCGCCACCACCGACCUGACCAGGCAGUACCUCGGCCGGCUGCCGCCGGUGAGCGAGACUUGGAGCCACCACUUCUAAGGGAGUACACUCCAUCGACGAUCACCGACCGUAACUCAAACGUAGCCAGCCGAACCAUGCAUGCAUGCAUGUUAGUUCCUAAAUCUUAAUUUCAGUUUCACCUGGUUAGGGUAUGCUGAAUUUGAACUCGACGAGUAUGUUAUUUUUGCAUGUGUGUUCUUUCCCUGAGAGGUGGGCCCUCACCUCACUGACUCCUCACUGAGAUGUCCAUGAAGUACACAUUCUGAGAUUCAUGUGGGAUCCGUACGUUGUGAUAACUGAUAAGAAUGCACCAGCUAGCAAACUCACGAAAUUUUAUUUCAUGUCCUGUCGUAUAAACUAGAGGAAUCAAUCGAUCAACACAUAUAUUGUGUCUCAUGCAUGGAUAGUCGUCCUAGAGGCUAGAGCUAGGUAAAUGCUCUAGUACUCCCUCCGACCGGUAUUAUUUGUCUCAAA